GGGGGUUCGAGGACAUGCUGACCAACAUCAACAAGGGGCCGGACGACAAGGAUAAGGACUCUGAGAUCGGGCGAAACCUCGCCUGCGACGGCUGCUUCCUGUACACAACGAACUCAGAGGGGCGGGGACUGAGCAAGAUCGGGUCUGGGCUUCACGGGACACUCAGAGGCUUCCUGUAUGCCAGAAACCCCUCGCUGGACCAGGGCUGGGUGGUGUGGGGGGGCGGCCGACUGGUGCACCGACCGGCAAACUUCGACGGCAAACAGAAAAUCCUGCUGAACAUCCUCAGUCCGCACACCUUACAGUGUGUAGCGUCCGUUCCCGCGCCCGAAGAGUACGUCAGUGGCGCUGCCAUCACGACUCUCGCCCUGACCAGCGACGGAGUCUACUUCUACUGGGUCUGGAGCCCCGCGGUGCUGUCCGACAAGAACGCACGCAACCCGCCGGUUUUCAUGGACACCUUCAGACUACAGGACCAGGACGGGUCCAUCAUUGCCGUCCCGUUGGGGCCUCGCGUGACCCUGCAGAGGAAAGAAGGCGACACGUCCAAGUCGCUAAACGAGGCACUGCUGUCCCGCCUGCGGCCGUACACACGAUCAACCUCUGCCGCUUCGCUCAUCGCGCUGACGGGGGGGAACACCACGCCUACUGGCGGUGCCAGGGAGGAAACCUCCACUGCCAGCAGUUGUGGGCUGAGUCUGAAGCUGCUGCGCAGGACGCCUAUCUACACCUGCGGCUCCACCCUGGUCAUGCUCACGGCGCCCCCUGGCAGCAGCUCCAGUAGUGCAGCUAGAUCCUUAUUUGGCAGUGGCACCAGCCUGUCGUCGCUCAGAGUCCUGGCGACGAGUCUCUGCUUCAGCACGGCCAGCGGACAGUACACAAACCGGUGUGAACUGGUCGACGCUCCGACCUGUUCCCUCGCCCGGGGAGCCGGCGUACAGGGCCUCGGCGUCUGCUACGAUGCUGUUAACAACCUGAUCUGGACGUGUUCCGGCGACUGGGUGGACCAGUGGCACAACCCGGGCAACCAGGCUCCGCACCACGUGUGCAGGCGGUUGGGGAUACAGGCGGACAUACAGGAGCCGCCUCAGGAUAACCUUGUGGCGUGUCCAGAGGUCAUCAGCCAGCUGAUGCGGCACGUCGGGUUCAGCUGCUGCCACCAGCUGACCUCUGACCUGCUGAACACGGUGCUGGGGAAGAUCCUGUUACAGCAGCCCAACAUCGACACCCGACACCUCGGCUGUGUCUGCGACAUCCUGGACAGCGCUGUCAGCACGCAGGACAGCAGGCUGACCUUGUGUGUGCUGAUUGUCCUUCAGGUGAUUUUCAAAUCCUUCAUCUUCAAGAAUGAGUCUGAGGAAGAGGCAGCACUGGUGAAGAAAACCAGGUGA
Branchiostoma floridae (Florida lancelet) is the source of this 1391-nucleotide messenger RNA. RefSeq names its product probable E3 ubiquitin-protein ligase HECTD4. The record is from RefSeq and is a predicted model, not a curated record. NCBI's taxonomy places the organism in Eukaryota, Metazoa, Chordata, Leptocardii, Amphioxiformes, Branchiostomatidae. The coding region runs from base 15 to 1391 and encodes 458 amino acids. The transcript has 11 exons.